GUCAGUCAUAUGACAACGAGUCUGUCAGCUGACCCACUCAGUGUCGUUUACUGGCACUGUUGCUGAAAUUGAAAAAGGAAGACAAGUAAGAGACAGUUAUGGUAAAGUUACUUGAAAAACUGCCAGCCCAGGAAUGCCCCAAACUGCUCCACAGAUUGAUAGAUGGUGUCUGUGGACGUGAUCUCCCUCGGUUUCAGGACUAUGGUAGCUUCUGGAGCCUGACCGAAUGGAUGGAAAUGAUUGACACUCUUACUUGUGUUUUUAAGACAGCUGUUGGAAAACAACUAUCCAGUGAAGAGGUGAUACAAUCCCUAACUGGACUCAGCUCCAGUUAUCAAGACGUAGUAUUGAAAUGCCUGAAGGGCAGAAAAGAGGAAAUCAGACAGGCACUGGUUGAAAAAACUAACACAGUUUCAUCGGCUCAGUUGCAGGACUUUGACUGGCAGUUAAAGCUGGCUUUGUCGAGCGAUAAGAUCUCUUCACUUCAGACGCCACUGUUGAACCUUGACUUGGAUGUCAAAGAAAAUGGAACACUUAAGCCCGUGUCCAUAGAAAUGAACAGGGAAGAGCUGCACAGUCUGAUAAACACAUUAGAGGCAGCAAAUAAGGUCGUCCUACAGCUGAAAUGAGUGGAGAUUAAGGUAAUCAACAGCAUGCGACAUUUCAAAUUGAGAUUGUGAGAAGAAAAAAGUCAAGCACUGACAGUGAAGCAAGAGGAGAGUAAUGACACCAUCAAGGCCCAGUCAGCUGAGACCCAAAGAUCUUAUUGCUAUUGACUUUUGACACAUUAUGCAUGAGCAAAAAAAUAAAAAAUAAAAUGAGAAGCAUCAUAACGAACUAUAGAAUUUUUUUCGAACAGAACAUGCAUGACAUGUCAUUUGAUAUUAGUGUAGCCUUUAUUUUCCUCCAAAGUCUGUCCUGUAAAUGGAGUGUGCUUUUAAUCCACUAAAAUUGUUGUUGUAAUCAAGGAGAAAUUACUUUCUUAGAAUUUUUUUUUACAGAAUUAUUUAAUUGUAUGUAUUCCCAUGUUGUGUAAGCCAAGUAUUUUGUAUUAAUCUUUCAUUAUUAAAGAGAAUGUCUUGAAAUUA
Acipenser ruthenus (sterlet) is the source of this 1088-nucleotide messenger RNA. RefSeq names its product COMM domain-containing protein 8-like. Lineage: Eukaryota; Metazoa; Chordata; Actinopteri; Acipenseriformes; Acipenseridae. The transcript is spliced from 5 exons. Bases 99 to 629 code for a protein of 176 amino acids. The record is from RefSeq and is a predicted model, not a curated record.